AUGAACGCACCCUAUCCAACUCCUAAUGCUUGUUACACGGACAUCAAGCAGGGCAUCCUUUCGUACACGCUGCCUUUGCGAACGGAUCUUUGCGAUAUCCCUGGACCUCCCGUGAGUCUGUUACCUACAACGGACAAACCUUCGUCGUCUAGCCAAAAGAAAAAGCGGCGUGCGUACGUAAAUGAGAGCGAGGAAGCUCGCGCCCGCCGUUUGGCACGCAAUGCGGAGCGUAUGCGCCAAAAACGCGCCACGGAAAGCGAGGAGGAAUAUCGGGUGCGUUUAGCGAAAAAUGCUGAAAGUAAUCGGCGAAAGCGGCAAAAUGAGACUGAGCUGGAACGCACCAUCCGGCAUGCGCGGAGUGCUGCACGGGAACGUCUCCGACGUGCGAUGGAAACACCGGAUCAGCGAGCGAUAAGGUUGGCCAAGCUAGCCGAACGGAUGCGGAUUUCGCGAGCCAACGAGACCUCGGACCAACGAGCACUUCGGUUAGCGAAAAAUGCGGCCAAGGCAAAGGAACGUCUGCUGAAGGAGUCUCCCGAGCAGUGGAUUGAACGUAAACGUAAGAAGGCCGAAUACGCACGUCGCAAACGAAGCGGGCAGGGACAUCCGAAUAGUUCUGCCGGAAGCAGCAGUAGCAACGAUGCCGCUGUUCACAGCACACUCACGCCAUCUGAGCUUUCUUUCAGCCAGGUGUCAAACAGCCACAGCUAUGUGCCCGAUCUUGGCCAUGGAGGGCCACCGGAUGUGAAGGACAUCAAGCUGAUAGCGUCUCCGAAGCAAAAUGCGACGCAACUUCCCGAACAGAUCUACAGUACACCGCAGCUUCCAUUUAUGGCAACUGACUCCCAGCAUUCUGGGGCGACCGCAUUACACUCCGAUCUUUCAUGCCCCAGCAAUCUGUUCAAGUUUCACGUUUUACCUUAUUCACCGUCUGGACCGAUGACGCUACCGGCAGGUCCCGGUAUGCAACAUGCUGGUCAGACAGAGUAUAAGAGUAAAUGAUUCGGUUCAUCGCGGGUGGUAUCAUGUAGAGUAAAGUAGUGUUUAUCUAAAUUUGGAAAAUUGUGUUAGAACCAUAAAUUUAGCGUACUUGAAAAAGCAGCUACAGCCCCUACGAACACGUGCAAACACAAACUAAAUUACACCUUAGGCAAUACAAUGAUCUACAACAGACACACUAAGCUUAAAAAACGUAUUAAGCGGAUGUAUUUUUCAAAUAGUCUGUUAAGUAAGUUCUUUUUUGUUUUUAUGUUUUAACAUCAAGAAGCAGUAAACAAUUGACUCGUGAAGAUAGCCAAUGCUGGUGGCUGCUCCGUUCUUUGGUAGCACUUUGCGGUACUAAUGGUACAAUAAAAUUGUAAAAAAUAUCACAGUAAUCGAUUAUGUGGCACCGUAGUUACAGGAUGUAACAAAUACUUAUUUGCCAUUUUAAAAUAUCAUUAUCUAGACAUACA
Molecule: messenger RNA, 1454 nt
Organism: Anopheles nili
Lineage: Eukaryota; Metazoa; Arthropoda; Insecta; Diptera; Culicidae
Exons: 1
Coding region: 1-1002 (333 amino acids)
Source: RefSeq, a predicted model, not a curated record